CCGCCGUUUUCAAUAGCUGCUUCUUACUUGUUAGUUCAUAUCCCUAGAAGAGCUUGAGAAGGCUAAAUCAGCCACGGCGAUGAAGCAGUUACUGACCUUGGCGCGACGGUCACAGAUACGUUUAUGUCUCAAUCAAGCGAUACGAUUAGCCUCAUCAGCCGUCGCAUACGUAUCUCCGUUCACAACUCCGGCGACUCUUUCCCCUCCGCCGCCGCAUGUUCUGCCUUACGACAACGCGGCGGAGAUUGUGAAUUCGAAACUGAAGAAGCUUGAGAAUCCGGAUUCUAGAUUCCUCAAAUACGCAUCUCCACAACCGAAACUUGCCUCGCACGAUCAUAUCUUGUCUGCUCCGGAGACUCGCGUUACCACUUUACCCAAUGGACUUCGUGUCGCCACUGAGUCUAACCUCUCAGCUAAAACUGCAACCGUCGGUGUCUGGAUUGACGCCGGAUCGCGUUUUGAGUCGGAUUCGACAAACGGUACGGCACAUUUUCUGGAGCAUAUGCUAUUCAAAGGCACGGAGAGGCGUAGCAGGAGAGAAUUGGAGGAAGAAAUCGAGAACAUUGGAGGUCAAUUAAACGCGUAUACGUCGAGAGAACAUAUCACAUUGUACGCUAAGGUGUUGGAUACGAAUGUGAACCAGGCGUUGGAUAUAUUAGCUGAUGUAUUUCAGAAUUCUGAGUUUAGGGAAGCAAGAAUCAACGAAGAACGAAACGUGAUCUUGAGGGAAAUGCAGGAGGUUGAGGGAGAAAUACAGGAAGUUGUGCUUGACCAUUUGCAUGCAACUGCCUUCCAACACACACCUCUGGGAAGAACUAUAUUGGGACCUGCUGAAAAUAUCAAAUCAAUCACCAGGGAUGAUCUUCAGAACUUUAUAAAGAACCACUUUACAGCUCCCAGAACGGUUAUUGCUGCUGCAGGAGCUGUCAAACACGAGGAAUUUGUUGAGAAAGUGAAGGAAUCAUUUACGAAUUUGUCCUCUGAUUCAACAUCAACUUCUCAGUUGGUCGUCGAGGAACCUGCUAAGUUUACAGGCUCUGAGGUUCGUAUGAUUAAUGAUGACCUACCUCUGGCACAAUUCGCCAUUGCGUUUGAGGGAGCAUCUUGGACAGAUCCGGAUUCUGUUGCUCUUAUGGUUAUGCAAACUAUGCUGGGAUCAUGGAAUAAAAGUGUUGGUGGGGGCAAACACAUGGGCUCUGAGCUGGCCCAGAAGGUUGCCAUUAGUGAAAUAGCUGAAAGCAUUAUGACAUUCAACACCAACUAUAAGGAUACUGGUCUUUUUGGCAUUUAUGCUGUUGCUAAGCCUGAUUGCUUGGAUGAUCUAGCACAUGCCAUUACGUAUGCGGUAACCAAGCUAGCUUACCAGGUCUCAGAAGAUGAUGUGACACGGGCACGGAAUCAGCUGAAGUCUUCUUUAUUGCUUAACAUGAAUGGAACUACCCCAGUUGCUGAAGAUAUAGGUCGUCAGCUGCUGACAUAUGGUCGUAGAAUCCCAACUGCUGAGUUAUUUGCAAGGAUCGAUGCUGUUGAUGCCAGCACAGUGAAAUAUGUUGCCAACAAAUACAUCUAUGACAAGGACAUGGCUAUCUCAGCCAUUGGUCCAAUCCAAGAAUUACCAGACUACAACUGGCGGGUCGGAUCUCUUCCUGGAAUCUCGACUCAACGAUUGCAGCCGCAACCCAAUGGCAUCUCCUUUCCCUCCCAUGUUUCUCAGAAUCAGUCUACAUUCUGGAGGUUGCGUGCAACAACCAAUGAGGUUGUUUCUAACUCUACUCCAAUGACUAAUGGUGGGUAUAUGAACGGAAAAGUGAAAACCAAUGAUCCCGAACCCGCCGAGCUCUCUGAAUUUAUGGCUAAAGUCUCAGGUCUUCUUAAGCUUGUGGAUUCAAAAGACAUAGUGGAACUUGAACUGAAGCAACUCGACUGUGAGAUCGUUAUUCGAAAGAAGGAAGCUUUACAGCAAGCUGUACCACCAGCUCCAGUUUAUCACUCGAUGCCUCCUCCUUUAAUGACAGACCUUUCAAUGCCUCCAGCUCAACCAGUGGCUCCUCCUCCUCCUUCUCCUACUCCUUCCUCAACCCCUGCAACAGCAAAACCAACAACCGCCCCAUCCUCAUCUCAUCCUCCACUCAAGAGUCCUAUGGCUGGUACUUUCUACAGAUCUCCUGGACCUGGUGAACCACCUUUUGUCAAGGUUGGAGACAAGGUGCAGAAAGGUCAAGUUGUUUGCAUUAUCGAAGCUAUGAAACUGAUGAACGAGAUUGAGGCUGAGAAGUCAGGAACCAUCACUGAAUUACUGGCUGAAGAUGGAAAACCAGUUAGCAUUGACACGCCUCUGUUUGUCAUCCUACCUUAAAUCGAAGAAGUAUCCUUUGAGCUGUUUUGAAACAUCUUCAAAGUCUCGGUUUAGCUAUACCGACGUGCUGAAAAUCAUCAAGUAAAUUGUUCAGCUCAGG
This is a messenger RNA of Arabidopsis arenosa, 2456 nucleotides long. The record is from the annotation of a GenBank genome assembly. NCBI's taxonomy places the organism in Eukaryota, Viridiplantae, Streptophyta, Magnoliopsida, Brassicales, Brassicaceae.